AUGUCCACGAAUUCGAACCAAGAAUUUCUCUCUAGCGGCGGCGUUCGCUGGCUUCUCACGGACGAGGAGCGCACAAGCAUUGCCACUUUACUCGAUGUCGAAGAAUCCACCAUCUCCCACAUCUCAGGCAAUAUCAUGAACCGCGCUCGUGCAACAUGCACUAGUUGUGGAAAACACUCUGGGCUCGAUGAUAUGUCAAUGGUCCACACGCUAAAAGCCCUGACCAUGGGCUGA
Messenger RNA from Orbilia oligospora ATCC 24927, 234 nucleotides. RefSeq lists its product as uncharacterized. The record is from RefSeq and is a predicted model, not a curated record. The transcript has 3 exons. Bases 1 to 234 code for a protein of 77 amino acids. NCBI's taxonomy places the organism in Eukaryota, Fungi, Ascomycota, Orbiliomycetes, Orbiliales, Orbiliaceae.